Molecule: messenger RNA, 3070 nt
Organism: Tuber aestivum (summer truffle)
Lineage: Eukaryota; Fungi; Ascomycota; Pezizomycetes; Pezizales; Tuberaceae
Source: the annotation of a GenBank genome assembly
UGUGACAAACCUUCAUAACCGGGGUCAAAAUGAAGGUUUGAGGUGGCAACCAGACGCGCCCUGAAUGUUGUUUCUUCGGUGAUUCGGACGGUGCAAGUUGCAACCAAGCAACUCUCGGAGGGAUGCAGAUAAGAUAAGAUCUAUAUAGCCUAGGUAAUCGGAGGCGGAGGAGAUCUUUCCACUGUGGGGUUAAAUCCCUCUUUCAGCGAAACAAAAAUAGAUAAAAGGAAACAUCCCGCAAGAAAACACAAAACUCCGACACCAACAACACCAACAACCGAAGCCAUGAAGAUCCUUGUUGUAGGUUCCGGAGGCAGGGAGCACGCUUUGGCAUGGAAACUCUCUCAGUCCCCCAAUGCAGAGGCAAUCUAUGUUGCUCCUGGUGGGUACCCUUUUGCACAAGACCCUUGAAUUGUGGGAAUUCUGUUAAUCUUUUUUUCUCCUAGGGAACGGAGGGACUGCGCAUGGAAUGAAAAAUGUUUCCAAUAUCAACAUUAGCGUUGGUGACUUUCCUGCUUUGGUUGCGUUUGCUACGAAAAACGGUAUAGAUCUUGUGGUACCCGGGCCAGAGGCGCCUCUGGUUGAUGGAAUUGAGGGAUAUUUCCGUAAAGGUAUUAUCCUAAAUUCUGUGACUAUUCUUGAGAACUAUUGUCCCUAAUCGAUAUCCUGAGAAAGUUGGCAUCCCAUGUUUUGGCCCUUCAAAAGAAGCCGCCCGUAUGGAGGGUUCAAAAGCAUUUUCCAAGGACUUCAUGCAAAGACACAACAUUCCCACUGCUGAAUAUCGUAACUUCACUGUCUACGAGGAGGCUAAGGCAUACCUCGAGAAAGUGGCUCAUAACGUUGUGAUCAAAGCUUCCGGUCUGGCCGCAGGGAAGGGUGUUAUCAUCCCAACAUCUAAAGAGGAAGCUUUAUCUGCGAUAAAAGAAAUGAUGGUAGGCAAGGAGUUCGGAGCCGCAGGUAAGCUCGUCAGGGACCUUCCCCGUACAUGGUUAUCCCUCUAACACAAUCUGCAGGAGAUGAGGUAGUUGUUGAAGAAUUUUUAGAGGGAGACGAGUUGAGUAUCCUGACAUUUAGUGAUGGUUACACAACGGUAUCCCUUCCACCCGCCCAGGAUCACAAAAGAAUAUUUGAUGGCGACCAGGGUCCUAAUACCGGUGGUAUGGGAUGCUAUGCUCCAACCCGCAUUGCCCCGCAAGCUGUUAUCGAUGAGAUUCACAGAACGAUUCUGCAGCCAACAGUUGAUGGAAUGAGGCGUGAAGGAUAUCCUUUCAAGGGGAUGCUCUUUACCGGCCUGAUGAUGACCAGGAGCGGACCCAAAGUAUUAGAGUACAAUGUCAGAUUUGGUGAUCCAGAGACGCAAACUAUUCUGCCCUUGAUUAGCGAAGACACAGAUUUCGCGGAAGUAUUGCUAGCUGCUGCAAAUGGAUAUCUUGACGGGGUGAAGAUCAAGAUCAAUCCUGGCUUCGGAGCAACUGUUGUUGCUGCUGCGGGAGGAUACCCUGGGUCAUACGCCAAAGGAGAGGAAAUCAGAUUGGAGUUCGUUGCAGAAGGUUUGAUUUAAGAAUUUCAAGUUUCCUGGCCUGGCUAACAACCCAAUCAGAUACAAACAUUUUCCAUGCAGGGACUUCAUUAAAGGGUGGAAAGGUCUACUCAAGUGGAGGGCGAGUAAUAGCGGCUUCAGCAACCGCCGAUACCCUGGAGGAUGCGGUUUUGAAAGCUUAUGAGGGAAUGAAAGCUAUCAAUUUCAAGGAUAUGUUUUACCGGAAAGAUAUUGCUCAUAGGUACACACACCUUCUUUUCCACACCGCUCAAACAAUUAAAAUUAGCUAAACCCUCUCAAGGGCCUUUAAUCUGGCGGCACCAGUGGAAGCUAUGACUUACACGGGCGCUGGCGUAUCUAUAGACAGUGGCAAUGCUCUUGUCCAGAAAAUCAAAAGCGCCGUACGUUCCACAAGGACGGCUGGGACUGAUGCAGAGAUCGGUGGUUUCGGUGGCCUUUAUGACCUGAAGGCUGCUGGGUAUGAGGAUGCAUUAUUGGUUGCUGGGAUCGAUGGCGUUGGGACAAAACUCAAGAUUGCCUGUGCACUCAAUAAGCAUCGCGCCGUGGGUAAGCAAUAUAGAUGUCUAUGUUAGGCUCGCACUCUGACAUCCCACAGGUAUCGACCUUGUAGCUAUGAGUGUCAAUGACCUCCUUGCACAGGGAGCAGCCCCACUAUUCUUCCUUGAUUACUAUUCCACCAGCAAGCUUGACGUUGAGCAAGCCGCCGAAUUCAUCGAAGGUGUUGCCGAGGGCUGCAAGCAAGCUAACUGCGCUCUUAUCGGCGGUGAGACUGCCGAAAUGCCUGGGAUGUACGCUCUAGGCGACUACGAUGCCGCCGGCUGUGCGAUUGGCGCCGUCAAGCGAAAUGAUCUCCUACCAAAGCUGAAGGACAUGGCUGAGGGCGACCUCCUCGUGGGUGUUGCAUCAAACGGGGUGCACUCCAACGGAUGCUCCCUAAUCCGCAAGAUUGUCGAGAAGAACAACCUAGACUUGAGCGCGCCUGCCCCAUGGAAUAGCUCCACUACAAUCGGCGAGGAAUUUCUGAUCCCGACAAGGAUUUACGUCAAACCACUCUUGAAGCUAUCCAACAAGGGUCUUAUCAAAGGCAUGGCGCAUAUAACCGGCGGCGGACUGACCGAAAAUAUCCCUCGUAUGCUCCCUGAUCACCUGGCCGCAGAAGUCGAUGUUUCGACAUGGCCUCUGUCCCCCUUGUUCAAGUGGCUCAAGCGGGCUGGAAAUGUAGCUUCUCCUGAGUUCGGAAGAACAUGGAAUACCGGCCUCGGUUUCGUGAUUGUUGUGUCUGCGACAGAACAGGAGCGGGUUCUCCAAAUUCUUGAGGGAGAGGGCGAGAAGGCGUGUGUCGUUGGGAAGUUGGUAGCUAGAAGCUCCUCCGAGGGAUGCGUUUUGAAGAACCUGCAGAGCUGGGACUGAACUGAGUUUUAAAGGCUUGGUUGCUUGCUUGAUGUUAGACAGAAGCGAUUGUUUUUAAAUUUACGGAUUCCUGGGGCAUUUUGGGAAUCAUUAGAUAUC